Gadus chalcogrammus (walleye pollock) is the source of this 1071-nucleotide messenger RNA. It is a transcript of the gene boka, whose product is annotated as BCL2 family apoptosis regulator BOK a. Bases 420 to 1064 code for a protein of 214 amino acids. The transcript is spliced from 5 exons. Gene Ontology annotation, molecular function: protein heterodimerization activity; protein homodimerization activity. The record is from RefSeq and is a predicted model, not a curated record. Gene Ontology annotation, cellular component: mitochondrial outer membrane. Gene Ontology annotation, biological process: extrinsic apoptotic signaling pathway in absence of ligand; intrinsic apoptotic signaling pathway in response to DNA damage; regulation of apoptotic process. Lineage: Eukaryota; Metazoa; Chordata; Actinopteri; Gadiformes; Gadidae.
CCGUUGGGAGAACCCGAGUCCUUCAUCAGAAACAGCGCGCGUAACUUUACGCGUAGGCGUGGUCGACAAGCAAAUCCGCGCUGAACUCCGAGCACCGAGUCCACGAUGUAGUUAAUGAGCCGAGGAGGGCGGGGACCGUGGGGGUAUCCCCGCCUCUCAGGGCUCACAAUGAGCUCCCUAGAAGGAAAGGCUGCAAGGCUAGACCAGACGGAUCACACCUCCAGGACCAAAGUCCGCUCAUAGCUUCUUAAUGGACCAGCGGACGACACAUUGAUCAUCCAGUUAUAAUAUUGACCAUCACGUUAUAUGUGGACUGCUAACCACGGGGAUUCCUUGGAAAUCUCUCCUUGUGUCGGACGCGGUGUCGGGGGGGUGGGGUUUGAGGCGGACCGACACCACCUUAUCCGGAUGAAAGUGGCAUGGAGAUGCUCCGUCGCUCCUCGGUGUUCGCGGCCGAAGUGAUGGACGUGUUUGACCGCUCGCCCACCGAUAAGGAGCUGGUGUCCCAGGCGAAGGCGCUGUGUAGGGACUACAUCCACUCCAGACUCAACCGGGCCGGUAUCGGCUGGACCAAGCCGGACCACGGGCUGUCUGCGUCGGGCGGCAGCGCGCUGGGGGACACCUCGUCGGUCAUCCUGUGGCUAGGUGAUGAGCUGGAAUACCUUCGCCCGAACAUCUACCGUAACGUGGCGAAGCAGCUGAACAUCACCGUGGCGUCCGAGAGCAUCGUGUCCGACGCCUUCCUAGCCGUCGCCGCCGAGAUCUUCUCCACAGGUGUGACGUGGGGGAAGGUGGUCUCCCUGUACGCGGUGGCGGGGGCUCUGGCGGUGGACUGCGUGCGUCAUGGCCACCCCGCCAUGGUCCACACCAUCGUGGACUGCAUGGGGGAGUUCGUCCGCAAGAGCCUGAUCCCCUGGCUGAAGAGGCGCGGGGGAUGGGUGGACGUCACCAAGUGUGUGAUCAACACAGACCCCAGCUUCAGAGCCCAUUGGCUGGUGUCGGCCGCCAGCACCUGUGGCCAGUACCUGAAGGCGGUGGUGUUCUACCUGCUGAGGGAGAAGUGAGCCCAGC